AUGCCGUCGCAGCAGAGCGCCGACAGCGCGACUUUGACUCCGCCGCCCUCGACACAGGUCCCGCCGUCGCAGCGUGCCAAAACCAGAACUCCAACACCGCCGGUCUCACAUAUCUCAACUCCGCCGCCCACAGGAGAGACAUCAAAUGCAAGCCACACGGGUCGCAUCGGAGGCUUCGCUACGACUAUGAGUUCCGAAGAGCUGGAAGCAGCGACGCCGGAGGAACUGAAGGGGAAGGUGGUGGAGCUGCAAGUCGCACUCCAGGAGGCAAAGAUGUCAGCAGCGCACCACAAGCUACAAUACCAGAUGCUGGCUCAGUCAAGCGCAGCUGCCCUCGAGCGCAUGUCGGUGGAAGCGCGCAUGGCGCAAUCAGAGAACGAGGUGAUUCAUUCCGCCGACCAGGCACGGAUCGCUGCAACGCCCACCGCCGAAGAGGGCAUCAUCCCCAUCCAAAAGGACCUCUACCAAGACAUGUGUCGCCAGAUCCAGCUGCUACGGGACGCCAAUCUCAAUUUGGAAGGCGAGACACAUCAACAGCAGAAAAUCAUUCUUCAACAAGAGCAUGAAAUCGCCAGCUUGUCUGACAAGGUGUCUUUGAUGGCAGAGCGCAUUCGAGCCAACCGAGAGUCUUUGCAAAAGUACCGCAAGCCACAACUGUUGUCGCGCCCAGAUCAAACUCCACGCUCGGUCUAUGCCACUCCACAGAGGGGCCACUUGCACCGCGCUCACCAGCAGUCACAACCAUUUGCCGCGCUGCUGCAAGCUUCGGAGAUGGCGAGCCAAGAGUCUGCACGAGCUGGCAGGAAGUCGCACCACCGCAACGCUCAGAGCAUGUCGAGUUUGCCAAACACUCCUCAGCGUAAUCAAGGCAUGCGCGGUCAGCCUCCAUUUCAGACGCCUCAAGCUCAACGUCAAGCAUUACAUGUUCCGGCGACAGCACCUCAACAGAGGACGAGUGCUCUACGUACACCUGAUAUAUACAGCCAGCCUUCAUUACCAGUGUCGCAAGAUGGUCCACCUUCUGACGGAACUGUCUCUGCUUCUGAAGAUGGGGCGAAUGACAGCGAGGCUGAGACUGAUAUCAUCGAGAACGACGAAGUUCCCGAAUCGCACGCUUCAAUGACUGCUUCGCAAAUGCUGCGGACUAGUCGAGAACAAUUGGACGAGAAGCGUGAGAGCUUCAAAGGGCGAGGAAUGCUAGAUUCAGGCAGCAAUCUGAGGCAGACGAAGCUCUUCGGCGCGAUUCGGAAGUCGAACGUUGAACGAAGUGAGGACGGUCCUCCAGCGAAACGGGCACGAACCUCACCUGGCAUCGGUCUUGGCAUUUCUCACUCGCGCAAUUAG
Cercospora beticola is the source of this 1344-nucleotide messenger RNA. RefSeq lists its product as uncharacterized. Lineage: Eukaryota; Fungi; Ascomycota; Dothideomycetes; Mycosphaerellales; Mycosphaerellaceae. The record is from RefSeq and is a predicted model, not a curated record.